AUGUAUUCCACUUUAGCUCUGACGUUGCUGGCAAUGCCACUGGCUUUUGCUCAAAGUAGCACGACGAAUCCGCCCUUGUCCACACUGUUGCCUCAAAUCGAUGCGGCUCCUAGCUUGACACCGACAAUCUACGACAACUCUGCUCCUGAUCCACAGAGAUGCCCGGGAUAUAAAGCUAGCGGCUUGACCAAUACCUCAUCUGGUUUCACAGCAGACCUUACGAUUGCCGGAGCGGACUGUGCAGCUUUCGGCAAUGACAUUGCGGAUCUUGUGCUCGAGGUUGUAUACCAAACCAAGGAGCGCCUCAAUCUGAAGGUCUAUCCUAAAUAUCUGAGUGAAUCGAACAUCACGCGGUAUACUCUUUCACCAGACCUGGUGCCGCAGCCACAAUGGGACGGCAAGACCAGUGCCUCCAGCAGCGAUCUCACCCUGAAGUGGAGCAACGACCCAAGCUUCCAAUUCGAAGUCUCCCGUUCGUCUGAUGGUGAGGUUUUGUUCUCGACGUACGGCAACGUUAUGGUCUACGAGGAUCAGUUCAUCGAGAUCAAGACCAGUAUGGUCAAGAAUUACACGAUAUAUGGCCUAGCAGAGAACGCGCACGACUUCCUUCUCGGCGACAACUACACUCAGACGUUCUACGCUGUCGAUGCCGGCAACUCCAUUGACUACAACUCUUACGGAACUCAUCCGUUUUAUCAAGAGACACGCUACCACAACGGCGCUCCAACCACAUCCCACGGUGUCUAUGCACGCAACGCCCACGGACAGGAAUGGCUCCUACGGGACGAGAGUGUUACCUACCGAACCCUCGGUGGCAGCUUCGACAUGUACUUCUUAUCUGGCCAAAAGUCUGACGGUAGCUCAUCCGCACUCCAAACCAUUACUCAAUAUCAGACCGGCUGCGUCGGAACACCAGCAAUGCAACAAUUCUGGACUUAUGGAUUCCAUCAACUUCGCUGGGGCUAUCAGAACAUCUCCAUCAUGGAGGGCGUUGUUCAGGGCUACAAAGAUGCCAAUAUCCCGCUCGAAUGUCUGUGGAACGAUCUCGAUAUCUACGAUAACUACCAGGACUUCACAGACGCUUCACUCACAUUUCCGGCAGGUCCGUUCAGGGCUUGGAUUGAGUCUCUGCAUGCCAAUAACAUGUACUAUGUCCCUAUCAUUGACAGUAACAUCUACGUACCCGACCCGAACAAUGCUAGUGAUGCAUAUCCGCCAUACUCGCGAGGAGCUGCUCUGGGCACCUACAUUCGCGACCCGUCCACUGGUCAGUUUUACAUUGGAGACGGGUGGCCCGGGUUCAGUGUCUGGGCCGACUGGCUUGUUCCCACCUCACAACAAUGGUGGACAAACGAAACAUCGUCGUAUCACGAGAUCAUUCCCUUCGACGGUAUCUGGAUUGACCUUAGCGAAGCUUCAUCUUUCUGUGUUGGGUCAUGUGGCAACGGCCGCACAACCGAGAACCCCGUCCAUCCGCCAUUCACCUUGCCCGGAGAUGUCUUGACCUUCGACUACAACUAUCCCGAAGGGUUCAAUGUGUCAAAUGCUACCGAAGCAUCCUUGGCUGCCUCAGCGGCCUCAUCACAGGCGUCUGCGGUAUCUGCGAAUCCGCCGCUGCCUGCCGCUACGACAACAACACAAGGACGUACCACACCUACGCCUGGUGUUCGGAACCUCGAUUUCCCGCCGUAUGUCAUAAACAAUGUGCAAGCAGGACAUGCCCUGGUCAAGGGCGCCAUUGCGCCGACUGCGACCCACAACGAUCCCUCAAACACGACCGAGUACGAAAUGCAUAACCUAUUUGGCCUUCAGAUUUCUAAUGCAACCUACAACGCACUACUCGAAAUCUUCCCUGGUCGCCGCCCUUUCACCGUCGGCCGCAGUACCUUCGCAAGUUCAGGUCGCACAACGUCUCACUGGGGUGGCGACAAUACCAGCACAUGGGGCUCGAUGUUCCUGUCCAUUUCCCAAGCUUUUACCAUGAUGAUGGCCGGCAUUCCAAUGUUCGGUGCUGAUACUUGCGGCUUUGCGCAUAACACUGAUUACGAGCUAUGCUCCCGAUGGAUGGAGUUGAGCGCCUUCUUCCCCUUCUACCGUAAUCAUAACGUCAAGGCCGCCAUCAGUCAAGAAGCCUACAGAUGGUCGAGCGUGGCUGAAGCCUCGCGCCGUGCUAUGAGUGUCCGUUAUUCGCUGUUGAACUACAUGUACACGCUCUUCUACCACGCCCACACCAGCGGCGACACCGUCAUGAGGGCUCUAGCUUGGGAAUUUCCUGAGGACCAGACGCUGGCCGGCACAUAUGCCCAAUUCUUGCUCGGUCCAUCACUCCUGGUCACUCCUGUUCUGGAGCCGAAUGUUGACUACGUCAAGGGCGUCUUCCCGGGUAUUGGCCAAGGCACGCGAUGGUACGACUGGUAUACUUUAGACGAGGUGACUGGGGUACAACCACAGGAGAACGUUACUAUGAGCGCACCACUGGAACACAUCAACGUCCAUGUCCGAGGUGGAGCUAUCUUGCCAUUGCAAGAGCCGACGUUGACGACAACGGCGACCAGGAAUUCUUCCUACAGUAUCCUCGUGGCGCUCGAUGGUCAAGGUGCAGCAAGUGGCGAUCUCUACCUUGAUGACGGAUAUAGCCUGGUUCCAAACGCUACCAAGAUCGUGACAUUUUCGUACAGUGACUCCUGUCUCAAGACGUCAAUCAAUGGCACGUACCAUUCUACCCCACCAUUGGCAAACAUCACUAUCGCUGGUGUGGGCAAGGCACCCUGCGGAUUGUCCUUGACGAUUGCGGGCCAGGAAUGCGAAGUCGGAGCUGUGGUCCUCAGCCAUCUCAACGAGACCGUCAGCAUCACUGGAUUGGAGGCCUUUACUGGAGAAGGUGCCUGGCAGGGCGAGAUGGAACUCAUUCUACAGUACUAG
This is a messenger RNA of Recurvomyces mirabilis, 2922 nucleotides long. RefSeq lists its product as uncharacterized. Gene Ontology annotation, molecular function: hydrolase activity, hydrolyzing O-glycosyl compounds; carbohydrate binding. NCBI's taxonomy places the organism in Eukaryota, Fungi, Ascomycota, Dothideomycetes, Mycosphaerellales, Teratosphaeriaceae. The transcript is spliced from 7 exons. Gene Ontology annotation, biological process: carbohydrate metabolic process. The coding region runs from base 1 to 2922 and encodes 973 amino acids. The record is from RefSeq and is a predicted model, not a curated record.